GUCAGGGAAAUCUCAGCCACCUGCUCCCCUCAUGCAAAUGACCCAAGCCCCUGGCAGCUGCUCCUUAGGCCUCCAAGUCUAAGCCCUGUCUUCCCUCCCUGAGCUUUCGCUGAGACUUAGGGCCACCUGCUUUCUCUGACUCCUGCUUUCACAGCCGCCCGAGGGCAAGGAGGGGCGAGGCCCCAGCCUGGGAGCAGGGUGCAGGGCUUCCCUUGCCCGCCCACAACAGGGGCAGACCUGUCCAUCGUUCUCUGUGGGUCCCCUGUACCUUUCUCCCCCACAGGAUCAGACCCAGAGGCAGCUGGUUGGGGUUUGUUGAGAAGAAGGAUUAUCCAGAUCAGUCGUUUCUAAUCUCAGCUCCUGCUGUACCCUCCCAUACUCACCAAACCCUCUUCCCCACCACCCUGAGCUAAGGAGCACAGUUUGAGGUACUGACAACGGGGCCAUCUAUCACCCUCAUAUCCCGCCUUCUGGCCUGCUUGCUAAGUGGCCCUGACUGCCGAGAUCAUCACCACGGAUGGGGGCCCGGACCGGGGUGGCCACUGGAGCUGUAGUUGCUUCUGCUCCUUUGCACCCCUCCCAAACCCCAACCCUUAAUCUCACAGCUUUGCUCUAAUCCCAUGGGGCCUGAUGCUCUUAUCUCUGCCUGCAGAGACUGACCAGGGAAGCGCCCCUUCACCCCCUCCCCUCUCAGGGCUUGUGGUGGGGGCUGCUCCUCUCUACGGCCCCACACUCCCGCCCCCACCCCUCCUCCAGGCUGGGCCCAAGUCUCUGGAAGCCACACACCUCCCUCCCUCCCUGUCCUCUUCCCCCCACCCCUGCCAGCUGAUUUCAUUUGCCUGACGUUGUGGUUGGCUCUACCCUUCCCUGUCAGGCCCCCCCAACCCCCCACCGGUCGGAGCCAGGCCAGGCCAGCUCCUCUGGCAGCAGAGCCUGGGCAGGUGACGGGCGGGCGCAAGUGUCGCAGCUGAGGGAGUAAGGAGGCUCCCAGGAACCGGAGCUGGAAACCCGGCCGAGGUCCAGUCAGAGCCCAAGAGCCAGAGCUACCCCUCGACCUGUCAGCCAUGGGGGAGAUGGAGCAACUGCGUCAGGAAGCGGAGCAGCUCAAGAAGCAGAUUGCAGAUGCCAGGAAAGCCUGUGCUGACGUUACUCUGGCAGAGCUGGUGUCUGGCCUAGAGGUGGUGGGACGAGUCCAGAUGCGGACGCGGCGGACAUUAAGGGGGCACCUGGCCAAGAUCUAUGCCAUGCACUGGGCCACUGACUCCAAGCUGCUGGUAAGUGCCUCGCAAGAUGGGAAGCUGAUCGUGUGGGACAGCUACACCACCAACAAGGUGCAUGCCAUCCCACUGCGCUCCUCCUGGGUGAUGACCUGUGCCUAUGCCCCAUCAGGGAACUUUGUGGCAUGUGGGGGGCUGGACAACAUGUGUUCUAUCUACAACCUCAAAUCCCGUGAGGGCAAUGUCAAGGUCAGCCGGGAGCUUUCUGCUCACACAGGUUAUCUCUCCUGCUGCCGCUUCCUGGAUGACAACAAUAUUGUGACCAGCUCGGGGGACACCACGUGUGCCUUGUGGGACAUUGAGACUGGGCAGCAGAAGACUGUAUUUGUGGGACACACGGGUGACUGCAUGAGCCUGGCUGUGUCUCCUGACUUCAAUCUCUUCAUUUCGGGGGCCUGUGAUGCCAGCGCCAAGCUCUGGGAUGUGCGAGAGGGGACCUGCCGUCAGACUUUCACUGGCCACGAGUCGGACAUCAACGCCAUCUGUUUCUUCCCCAAUGGAGAGGCCAUCUGUACGGGCUCGGAUGAUGCUUCCUGCCGCUUGUUUGACCUGCGGGCAGACCAGGAGCUGAUCUGCUUCUCCCAUGAGAGCAUCAUCUGCGGCAUCACGUCCGUGGCCUUCUCCCUCAGUGGCCGCCUGCUGUUCGCUGGCUACGACGACUUCAACUGCAAUGUCUGGGACUCCAUGAAGUCCGAGCGUGUGGGCAUCCUCUCUGGCCACGACAACAGGGUCAGCUGCCUGGGAGUCACAGCUGAUGGGAUGGCUGUGGCCACAGGUUCCUGGGACAGCUUCCUCAAAAUCUGGAACUGAGGAGGCUAGAGAAAGGGAAGCGGAAGGCAGUGAAGACGCUCAGCGGCCCCUCCCCGACCCCAUCUCAUUCAGGUGUUCUCUUCUAUAUUCCAGGUGCCAUUCCCACUAAGCUUUCUCCUUUGAGGGCAGUGGGGAGCAUGGGGACUCUGCCUUUGGGAGGAAGCAUCAGGGACACAGGGGCAAAGAACUGCCCCAUCUCCUCCCAUGGCCUUCCCUCCCCACAGUCCUCACAGCCUCUCCCUUAAUGAGCAAGGACAACCAGCCCCUCCCCAGCCCUUUGCAGGCCCAGCAGACUUCAGUCUGAGGCCCCAGGCCCUAGGAUUCCUCCCCCGGAGCCACGACCUUUGUCCAGACCUGGGUGGUAUAGGCGUUUAGCCCUGUGACUAGGGCUCUGGCACCACUAGAGUCCUGGUCCUCUUCUUAUUUAUGCUUUCUCCUUUUUCUACCUUUUUUUCUCUCCUAAGACAACUGCAAUAAAGUGUAGCACCCUGGUA
Molecule: messenger RNA, 2581 nt
Organism: Chlorocebus sabaeus (green monkey)
Lineage: Eukaryota; Metazoa; Chordata; Mammalia; Primates; Cercopithecidae
Gene: GNB3
Product: G protein subunit beta 3
Biological process (GO): signal transduction
Molecular function (GO): protein binding
Source: RefSeq, a predicted model, not a curated record